Messenger RNA from Psammomys obesus (fat sand rat), 2810 nucleotides. RefSeq names its product leukocyte immunoglobulin-like receptor subfamily A member 6. The transcript is spliced from 12 exons. Bases 1 to 1713 code for a protein of 570 amino acids. NCBI's taxonomy places the organism in Eukaryota, Metazoa, Chordata, Mammalia, Rodentia, Muridae. The record is from RefSeq and is a predicted model, not a curated record.
AUGGGCCUUGAGGCUGUUCUUUUUGGAUUUGUGUGUUUAAUAGAGCAGAGGAUCUGGGCACACUCUGGUCCAUUGCCCCAGUCUUCUAUUUGGGCAGUUCCAGGAGCUGUGGUGUCCACAGGCAGUGCUGUGACCAUCUUCUGCAGGACCCCUCCAGGAGUGAGCAUAGUUUGUCUGGUCCAUUCUGAUUCUCAUAGAGAGUGCCAUGAUUUUACUAUGCAGGGAGCCCAGGAGGUUUUUGAGUUCAGUCUGCAGAAUGUGGCUCACGUCGAUGCAGGGGAUUACUACUGUGACUACUACAAGGAAGACAGAUGGUCUGCACUUAGUGAGAAACUGGAGCUGAUGGUGACAGGUGUUUACCGUGGAAAGCCAUUGCUUACUGUUGAUUCAGAACCCCAGGGCCUCUCAGAAAGAAAUGUGACUCUCCUCUGUCAUCCACCUACUUUCUUUGACACCUUCAUCUUCUGCAGAGAUGGAAAUGCUUCCUUUCCCCAGAACUGCUUACGUCAGGACUCCAACACAUUUCCCAUCUCUCCUGGGAGCUCAAGGCACAGGAGUACCUAUAGAUGCUUUGGCUCUUACAGAAACAACCCCAACCUGUGGUCACUGCCUAGUGACCCUCUUGAGCUCUCUUUCUCAGAGUCUUCUACAUCAGAUUACAUACUACAGAACUGCCUCCGGCUUAGCCUGGCUAUCCUCCUCCUGUUAGUCCUUGGGGCUCUGUUGCUGGAUGCUUGUCCAUUGCCCCAGUCUUCUAUUUGGGCAGUUCCAGGAGCUGUGGUGUCCACAGGCAGUGCUGUGACCAUCUUCUGCAGGACCCCUCCAGGAGUGAGCAUAGUUUGUCUGGUCCAUUCUGAUUCUCAUAGAGAGUGCCAUGAUUUUACUAUGCAGGGAGCCCAGGAGGUUUUUGAGUUCAGUCUGCAGAAUGUGGCUCACGUCGAUGCAGGGGAUUACUACUGUGACUACUACAAGGAAGACAGAUGGUCUGCACUUAGUGAGAAACUGGAGCUGAUGGUGACAGGUGUUUACCAUGAAAAGCCAUUGCUUACUGUUGAUUCAGAACCCCAGGGCCUCUCAGAAAGAAAUGUGACUCUCCUCUGUCAUCCACCUACUUUCUUUGACACCUUCAUCUUCUGCAGAGAUGGAAAUGCUUCCUUUCCCCAGAACUGCUUACGUCAGGACUCCAACACAUUUCCCAUCUCUCCUGGGAGCUCAAGGCACAGGAGUACCUAUAGAUGCUUUGGCUCUUACAGAAACAACCCCAACCUGUGGUCACUGCCUAGUGACCCUCUUGAGCUCUCUUUCUCAGAUUCACCAGGUCUUACUGUGGUUUGGGGCUCAGUUGCUGCUGUCUGCUUCCUUCUCUUCCUUAUUUUCCUCUUCAUCUGUCUCUGCCACCACUGGGCCAAAUGCAGGACCACCAAUGGCAAGACCAGGAGCCAGGUGAAAUAUAAGAGCUCCAGCCCAGCCCCGGACAUUGAAGAAAACAAUAAAUAUGAUGACUUGGAGGGCAUUCAACCUGAGAAUGGCAGCCAGGUGGACACACAGGUGUCUGCAGCAGAAGACUCACAGGAGGUGACUUAUGCCCAGCUAUGCCGAGAGAUCUGCCUAGAGAGGAUGGAUUCACAUACCUCCAGUAGUUUUCAGGACAUGUCUACACAGACCUGUGUAUAUGCUGCCCUCACAUUAUCCCAAGAGGAGGUUCAGAGCUAGCAGUGAGUUGUGCAGGUGCUUCUUCAGCAGGGGGAGGCUCCAAGAACAACACUCUCAUGUUCUUCAACUCAAGCCAUUAGCCUGGAAUGCCAAUGGACUCAAGUGUAGAGAUGCUUGUUCACUGUGAAGGGACUCUGGAGCUCAUAAACAUCUUUCAGGAAACUUCUGAUUCCUUGUGAUUUGCCCACUCACCUACUCACUAGUGUACGUGUCAGAUGUGUGCUUUCCUUGGGUUCAUGUUAACUUAGUAAGCCAUGGUUUACAUCAUCUAGUGAAAGAAAUGCUGCACAGGCUGGACCCCUGGUGAUUAGUGAUGCAGAACACAUCAACCUUGACUGUCAGGUUGAUGGACUUUAGAAGCACCCAGGAGACAUAUCUCUAGUUAUGUCUGUCAGAGCUCCUCCAGAGAUGGAAAGACAUACUUUGAAUAUAGGUGAUAUUAUUUCAUGGUUCAAGGUCUUAGAUUGAUUAUAAAGGAGAAAUUAAGUGUAACAUCAUUACUCAUUGAUCUUUCUCUGCUUCCAGACUGUACACACAGAAUGAUCUGAUGUAUUGUGCUCCUGCCACUACUUAUAGAGGCAUUUCAUCUACUGUAUUCUCACUUCCAUGAUAGACUUCAAACUACGUCAAAACAAAUCCUUGUUACUCUCAAUUGUCAAUGUGGUGAUGAGAGACCAAAGGUUUAAAAAUUAGAUUUUUGGGGUAUUAGUUUAAAGUUUAAGUCAUAACUCUGAACAAAGGCCAGCCAGGUAUAGACAUGUCCAGCCACCUUACGGACCUAGCUUUACUGCAUUCUUUUCCUGCCCACUAGAGAUACAGUUGUUAGGAAACUGGCCCAGAUGGCCAGACCAGAACCGCUUAUGGUCUUGGUGCCUAAAGUAAAAGUCAAUUUCCCUUACCCAAUCAUGUAACACCAAGGCAUGUAACUCUCUGUUUGCGUUUUUUUUUUUCCUUUAAAAACCUUGUUCCCCUAGACCACAGAGCCACAUUCCUUUCCUGCUUCUGCAGGAAGUUUUUGCAACCCGUGGCUUGAGCAUUUAUACAAUAAACCCUCAUGUAUUUGCAGUGGAGUUGAUUCCUGGUGGUUUUUGGGGGUC